This is a messenger RNA of Chara braunii, 6526 nucleotides long. The record is from the annotation of a GenBank genome assembly. NCBI's taxonomy places the organism in Eukaryota, Viridiplantae, Streptophyta, Charophyceae, Charales, Characeae.
ACACGUCGUAACAACAUCGAGCCUUGCAACAUGCCAUGCCGCGCACCAUGAGCAGUCUUUUUCCGGACAGCAUGUUUCUCGCUCUUUUAUACUGUUCUUUCCUCCUAGCGUUCCUAUUAGCCAUGCUAUACUUUCGCCUUUCGCCUGACAGAGUUUUUCUUCAAUGCCAAGCCAAACAAGAGUCGUGGGGGCGGUCGCGUGGAACGAAUGAGAGAGAAGUAGAACGGGACACGCAAACCGUGUGCCCCGAUGUCCACGUCAUCCGUUCCCGCCGUCCCAACCACUUGCGACACGUGGCACGACAUGAUGAUAAUGAUGACGACGGUGAUGAACACGAUAAUAGUGACGAUUACGGUGGUGAUGUUGAUGUGGGUGACGAUGUCGCUGACGAUGUUGAUGUCGAUGAUGAUGUUCGUGAUGAUGAUGAUUGUGAUGACGACGAUGAUGAUGAUGACGAUGAUGACGAUGUUGAUGAUGGCGAUGGCAACGAAGAGGACGAUGGUGGUGACGGCGACGAUGUCGCUGAUGAUGAUGAUGUUGUUGAUGACGGUGAUGAUGUUGUUGAUGAUGUCGAUGAUGAUGACGAUGUUGAUGACGUUGAUGAGGUUGAUGAUGAUGAUGAUGUUGAUGAAGAUGAUGAUGAUCACGAUGACAAUGAUGGUGAUGAUGAUGAUGAUGAUGAAGAUGAUGACGCUGAAGGUGGUGGCGACGAUGAUGGUGAUGAUGGGGGCUAUGAUGAUGAUGAUGAUGGCAAGCAAGAAUCACGGGGCCGCUCGCAAGGAAAGAACGAGCGGGAAUCAGAAGGGGACACAGAAACCAUGUGGCCCAAUGUCACCGACAUCCUUUCCCUCCGUCCCCGCAACUUGAAACAGGUGGCGCGACGUGGCCGCUCCCAUGGGCCGGCAAACAUGUUUGACACGAGGGCAGGCAGAACAACACUUUACCUUGAAGAGGGCACAGCGCACACGAUGGCGCUGCUCUUUGACGGCUCACAGUUCUUCGACGACGGCGAAGCGCACACGAUGGCGCAACUGUUCGACAAGGGCUCAGCGCAUACGGCGGAGAUGUUCCUGUUGGGCCGUGGAUCAGAACCUGCCGUGCACGGUUCCUCAGACAAUCGUAAAUUUCGUAUCACGGCGGACUACGGAUUCUAUAAAAUGCAAAGUCCGCUGAGAUCCGAACUUCCCGUGCACGGUUCGCCAGAAAACCGUCGACUUCGGACCCCAGCGUGCUUCACCUUUCGGGUGGUGCGGGUUCUGACUGUGGACUUCCUGGCGACCGGUGGAUUGCCACAACUUUUUAUUCGUGCGAAAUUGAAGUCCGCCUGGAUCCGAACUUCUUGGCAGUUUUGGACGUCGGGUUUGGGAGACAGCUUCGUCUUUUUCGCGCAGUCUCGCCAAGUUCGGAUCCAGGCGAACAUGUCGCAGGGCGUGUUUGCGGCCGGCUCGCGGGCCGGUUGCGUGAUGGAGGGGACCUUCUCGACACUACACAUCUUCGAGUCGAUCUUCUCGAGACCACAGGCCAUGAGUGCCGAGACGCACAUUCGCUUAGCAGAACCUUUUCGUCCUUGUGCGAAAUCCGUGCGGCAUUUCAACGGUGUGAUGACGAUCCACGAAGCGACCGCAGAGGACUUCGACGAGGACCCAUGCAUGACCGUCGUUCCGCAGUCGUCGACGGUUUUACAUGAAAAAUGUGUAGGUUUGAAGGGGAACGUCGUCGCCGGUGCCAAGGGGGCAGUUCUCGACAUGUGUCUGUUCGAGGGGUUCGGAGCGGGUGCCGCGAACACCCCGUUCUACAACGACCUCCGGCGGCAGGGCGGGUUUGUUUUGGGUCGAGAGUUCUUCGAGCUGUUGGAGGACAAGGGCAUCGCCCUCGACGUCCCUUGCGAAGUCGGUCCCGACCUGGAACUGUCAAUGCCUUUGCAGCCGUGCGGCGGUUGUGAGUCGAGCGGGGCAGCGGGGGAGGGGGGGGAUCUGGGUUCCGAGGUGGCUACACAUGUGCAGCGGGAGGAUGCCAGAGGUCAGUUUGACGACAGCGAAGAUGAGGCGACACCGCGUCCGCCGUUUUCGCCGUCGAGGGAAAGAGACAGGUCCCCUGAGUCAGGACCUUCUUCACCACGGCCUGCCAUCGACGUGGACGUCGGGUACUUCCUGGAGUACAAAGACGACGUCGGGACAAGGCGGGAGUUUGAGAUCAGCCCGGCUCAGAUCGUUAACAUAAGGGAGUGGGAGGAUCUUUACAACCAGCGAUCGCUAGAUCCCGUGUUCGUGGAAACGAUAAGGGAAGCAAUGCGGUCUGCGUUCGAAAAUAAAGAACAGACGUACGAGUUGCCGGUCUUCAAGCUCGCACCACUGGGGAUUCAAAAACCAACUCCUGGGAUGAAGGCACAACGUCUGAAGCCAGAGGAGUGGAAGGAUGAGCUGGAGGGAGAAUACUACUACUACGCGGUAUGCGGGCAGCACAACGCGGCUGCAGCCAGGUCGCUGCUCGGCAGCGAGGUGGCCAAGAAGUACAAUUUCGAGCGGUGGCCGGCACGGAUGGUGUACUUUUCCGACGAUGACUUUGAAGGGUAUUUUCUUGUUAGUUCACAGGACAACAAGAAGGAUCUGAAGGCGCCUGCCAGACAGUUGAAACUUUCUAUGAAAGACAUUCGAUGGCAGUGGAAGCAUGACGGCUGCCCGAGAGCUGUGAUGGGGAACCCUAGCGGGAAACAAGAUCAGGUCCGGGUUUGGCGUAAGUUUUGUACAACGGCGCUCUAUAAGGCGCCUCAAAACAGCUUGUGGCUUCUCGCGGAUCAAAAGGAAGAGGAGGCCAUUAAGAAGCAAAAUGCUGCCUUGCGUUCUUACUUACCUCUGGUGAUGGCCGGGGAAAAUGUCUGGAAACUGGCCGUGGAAUUUUUUGAAAAAUGGGAGACGGGCAGAUUGAUGAGCCACGAUGGGGCGAAGUGGACUGUCAAAAAGAAGAAGGUCAAAAGCGUAAAGCCUGGGGUCGCCUACAUCCACAACGAUAAAUUGGGCAGAACGGAGGUGGUGUACAACGUCCCCGUGGACCCGCCGAAUAAAAAGGGCAAAAAGGAGAAAGAGGAGGGCGAUUGGUUCAUGCAAGUGCCAGACCCGGACGCACAUUGUUGGAAAGCAAUGGAAUCACUCACGGACAAUGAAAAGUGUCGCGUUCUGAAAAAGGUGCUUGCUUGCGAGGUCGUUUGGGUCCAGGCCGGCUCCCCGUCGUUGGCGAAGUUGGGAAAGCUCAGCGUGCAGGACAUGGUUCAGCUGGUGAAGUGCGACCGCGUGCUGGUCUGGUUGUGGAAUUACUACCAAUUCAARCACGAGAAGAGGYYGRACRCGGACUGGAUCCUAAGGUACCCUUUCCUGAAAUCGAGGUCUGCCGUGUUCAAGAAGUUUGAAGGUCAGGGAUUGGAUGACGAGUUGUGGGAUAACAGCAGGAAACAUGUUUCCGACUCGGCGUUGUUCAAGGACUGCCCGCCACUGAAGAGCCGGGAAGUCGCACUUGCCGAAGGCGUCGUUCACAUUAAAUGGAAAGACAAGGGGAAUGUGGCAUCCAUCGCGCCGUUCGCCAACUACCCUUUAGAGGCGGACAUCAGGGGCGCAGAGCUGAAGGAGGCAGUGGCUGCCACAAAGAGCCACACGUUCGUCCUCGAUCUGUGCGAGCCGGUUGACCUCAAACUGUGGAAGCCCCAAGCGUGGGAGACAUUGAAUUCCUAUUUUCAAACGUGGUGUCCCUCGCAUUGGACUUUCGUUGUUUUCGUGCCGCGGCAGCACAACCUGUCGUUUCUCUCCAGCAUGCACCAUCUUUCUUUCGUCAAGCUGUUGGAAGGAAAGUGGGUGCGGAGAGUGCAGCAAAAAAAAAGCUUCCCCGUUGGGAACAAUUUGUACACGGAGGAAGACCGCAUGUACAUCCUCUUCAAGGGUGACGAUCUGCGAGUCAACACGUCCAUAGUCUAUGAGGGAAACCUGCCCACAGGUGCCGCUGCUGCGGUGCGAUUGCCUCAGAGGGUCACCCAGACGGAUGUUUCCGAGAUUCCUUUCACGCCUUGCGACUGGUCGCUGGUGGCGCCUGAACGACAGGGCAGCGUCUACGGGGAUAUGGAACGCAAUCCGACCCAAUUCGUCGGUCUUCUUGAUUUUUUUGGCAAGAAGGGAGAGGGUGUCGUGUUCCUUGGGAAAUCGCACGCGCGAAGCGUCUGGGAGCUUCUGAAGGCCGGCCGACACGUUGUCGCAAUGGAAGGGAACCUCGACCUCUUGCAAUUCACGAUGCAGGUGGUGAAAAGCGAGGUCAAUUCGAGUGGGCACAAUUGUGAGUUCAUGGUCGUGAGGCCAACACGGGAUAAGGUGUGGAGCAAGAAGACGGAUAUGUGGUUCAAGUUGAGCGAGAGGAAGAGGAACAAGAUAUACGAUUUCUUGUUCCUUCAAACGCGUCCGAGAAGGGACACUGAUGCCGAGUACAUCCGCCGGAAGGACCACAUGUUGGCACUGCUCGACAACUACCACUUCGCUUCCCGCAUGAACGCGAAGACGUUUAUCGACAGGCUGCGGUCGCUGUACUUCGUGGAGUCCGAGGAGCAGUUGAAGUUAGCCAGUUACGCUUCCCUGAUCUCCACUGAUGACGAGGAAGCCAUAGGUGUGGAGUUUGUUGCCAACACGAAGGAGGAGGAGAGCGACACGGAGAGCAUCGACCUACAGUACGACCCGCCUCCGACGGACCACGGCCGGGGGUCCUCGUCGGCCGGUCCAUCACCAAGCGUUGCAGCCCUCGUGUCACCAUUGGCCAAACCGGCGCCGGGCACCACGCCGAUGAAGUUGCUGGAGAGACUUAGAGCUCUGGCCGGCCCCCCGGCCGCUUUGCGUCCCGAGUCCGUUGUCCCGCCCGAUCAUCCGUCUUGGAAGGAUGACAACAUCCACUUCCUGCUUGAACGGCAACGUCAUUCACCUGAGCAGGACUGGGGCCAUGACAUGGUUUGGCAUCGGGGAGUCAUCCAGCCAGCGAUACGAAAUGGCGAGUGGGUCAUGGCCGUGGCAAUCCCGGGCGCGGGAUGGGUGUCAUUCCCACGCGAGUCGAAGUCCAACUUCCUGCACCUUGCGAGGAUUUCGGUCCUCCAGAAAGUGAAGGUCGAAAAUGACACUUUAGCACCCGGCGACCUGUCCCUCAUUUCCACUGUCGGUCGACCGUUUGACGAGCUUCCUGACAAGUGCUGGUUGGAAUUGACGGAGGACUACUACGAGCUCGACACGAGUCCGUCGAAGGGCAUGGUGGACUGGAAAGUGCCCCCUCCCAGUGGGCCGGAUGGUGGUUCCGGGGGGGGGUCACCUGGAAGCGGAGGGGAUGGGGGUGGCGACGCAGGGGGUGGCAAAGGAAUCCCGCCUAUGGGGGAGAGAGGGUCUCACGGCCGCAACACGACACCGGGAGGCAGCGCCGGGGUGGCGGGUUUCGCCCCUUGGUUGCUCUGGGCAUUCGCUCGGCCGGAAAGCCGAAGUCCGCCGGGAUCCGAACUACGUCGGGUGAGGAGCCGCCAGAGCGGUCCGGAAUGCGAAGCUGCUCGGGGUCGGGGGAUCCAAGCACGGAUCGAGAAAUUCGUAGCAUUGCGGCGCGGGAUGGAGACGUCGGAACGGUGUCGCCUGAGCGGGAGCGACGACCGCAAGGAUUGCAGCGGGAGGCUGCAAGUGCAGGGUCCGGCGACACGGAGACAACGAAGUCCGGGGUUUUGCCGGCCAGGGAUUGUCGUGCCGUUGAGAGGGGCAGCGUGCACGGGGACGGAAGGGCGGUCCUCGCGAUUCGGCACGGGUACCGCAGAAGGGGACGAGUUUCGUGGGAGGGAAGUAGGGGAGGAAACGGAGGAACAGAAGGGAGCGCAAGAAGGGGAGGAAGAAGGAGAAGAAGAGGUGGAAGGGGAGGAAGCGGGAGAAACGAAGCUAAUUGAUUUGUUUGAAGGAAGGGAGAGUGUCGGGUCUGGAGAAGACGAAGUGGAACAAAGUGAGAACGAUGCCGGAUCUGGAGAGUCGUCUUACGAGUUCGGACAACUGUACGGAGAGCAUCACGAGGAUGAUGUCGACGACGAUGCCACGACAAUAGAGAUGGAGACACAAGUGGUUAGCAGUCUUUCCGCAGAGCCUGAAGAUUAUGCGGUCCGGCCACUGACGUCUGCUGUCGACUUGCAGCACCAGUUCGACGAGGCUUCCGUCGCUAUCAGCCCGUCUGAAAAAAGUCGACGUAUAAGCAUCGACGAAGUUAUCGACGGUAUCCUCGGCGACCACAACGUGUCUUCCCGUCCGUCCACAACUGCCAACGUCGCAUCUUCCGUGGCAGCUGCCCUCACUUCGUCGCCGCUGAAGUCUCUGGUGCUGCAGGCCACCCUUGCCGCCGAAGGGGAAGGCGAUUCAAGAGCAGUACUUGCUUUGUUGUUUACGUUUGACCUUCGCUUCUUCAUCCAAGAUACUUUUUGAAGGCGCUUUAUAUCCAUUGGCCACCAUGCAACACAUUCAUGUCGAACCAAUGAACCGUGCGUGCUCUG